ACCAUAACCUCCAUUAGCGCCGUCGUAAUGGCUUCCCUACCAAAUUCUUCCCUUUUUCUCGUCGUCGCCGUCCUCAUCAUGUUAGGGAUUACGAAUGUUUGGGCCGGCGUUUUCACGCUGCACAACGGUUGCACGCAUACGGUGUGGCCCGGAACACUUUCCGGCAAAGGCGGAGCCAGCGGCUUCGCAUUGUCCCCCGGAGAAAGCAGACAGCUUCAAUUUUCGAGGGGCUGGUCGGGCCGGUUCUGGGCAAGUACGGGCUGCAAUUUCGACGCCAGCGGUAACGGCAGGUGCGUCACCGGCGACUGCGGCGGGCUCAGGUGCGCCGGCGGCGGCGUAACUCCCACGACUCUAGCCGAGUUCACCAUCGCCAACCGGAGCGCCGACAACGACUUCUACGACGUCAGCCUCGUCGACGGCUACAACGUCGACCUCGGCAUCCAGCCUUCCGGCGGCUCCGGCGACUGCCAGUACGCCGGCUGCGUCGCCGACCUCAAUUCCAACUGCCCCCAGCCCCUCCAGGUCACCGAUUCCGGCUCCGUCGUCGCCUGCAAGAGCGCCUGCGCCCGGUUCAACACCCCGGAAUAUUGUUGCACCGGCGACCACAACACGUCGGCAACAUGCCCGCCGACUCAGUAUUCCCAGAUUUUCAAGAAAGCAUGCCCUAAGGCGUACAGUUACGCGUACGAUGAUGUUACCAGCACUUUCACCUGCGCCGGCUCCGAUUAUUUGAUCACCUUCUGUCCAAGCAGCUGAUCAUAUCAAACCUUUAAAGAAACAACAAAUUAUCUGCAUCAUAGUGAAUGCAUAUCGUUUUACAACGUUUAAAUACUGUAAUAAUUACCACUUAUUAUUGUACCAUCUGCUCUUAAUUAAUGUAAUAAGUUUAAAGUAUUGAAUAAAUCUUUCUAUGUACUUGAUGAUUGAUACA
Messenger RNA from Ipomoea triloba (trilobed morning glory), 931 nucleotides. Its product is annotated as pathogenesis-related protein 5-like. The record is from RefSeq and is a predicted model, not a curated record. Gene Ontology annotation, cellular component: extracellular region. Gene Ontology annotation, biological process: defense response. The transcript has 2 exons. The coding region runs from base 28 to 756 and encodes 242 amino acids. NCBI's taxonomy places the organism in Eukaryota, Viridiplantae, Streptophyta, Magnoliopsida, Solanales, Convolvulaceae.